Molecule: messenger RNA, 1384 nt
Organism: Salvia splendens (bonfire salvia)
Lineage: Eukaryota; Viridiplantae; Streptophyta; Magnoliopsida; Lamiales; Lamiaceae
Product: protein transport protein SEC13 homolog B
Exons: 2
Coding region: 214-1119 (301 amino acids)
Biological process (GO): COPII-coated vesicle budding; protein import into nucleus
Cellular component (GO): nuclear pore outer ring; COPII vesicle coat
Molecular function (GO): structural molecule activity; protein binding
Source: RefSeq, a predicted model, not a curated record
CGAAAUUCCAAGUAAGUUGCAACCAAACACGUCCCAACUUUUUAACGUAUAUCGCUCUAGCUUCAUAGAGUUGUACGACUGCAUUUCUCUCCUCCUCACCGAUUUCCUCCUCGCAGCCGAUCUGAUCCGAAGCUCCAAUCGACGUAUACCUGGGGUUUCAAAGCAAACUUUAAAGCAAUUCUACAAAGGUCGAAGGUCUAACCAAUAAGAAAGAUGCCUCCGCAGAAAAUUGAAACCGGCCACAAUGAUGUUGUUCAUGAUGUGUCGAUGGAUUAUUAUGGGAAACGUGUGGCAACUGCUUCAUCCGACGGCACUAUAAAAAUAAUUGGUGUGAGCAACAACUCUUCCCAGCAUCUGGCUACUUUGACUGGUCAUCAAGGGCCAGUGUGGCAGGUAAUAUGGGCACACCCUAAGUUUGGCUCGACACUGGCUUCUUGUUCUUAUGAUGGUAAAGUCAUCAUCUGGAAGGAAGGUAAUCCGAACGAGUGGUCCCAAUCUCAUAUUUUCACUGACCACAAAUCAUCAGUUAAUUCCAUUGCUUGGGCACCCCAUGAGUUGGGAUUGUGUUUGGCCGGUGGCUCUUCGGACGGGAACAUUUCAGUCUACACAUCUCGAGCUGACGGUGGCUGGGAUACUACAAAAAUAGACCAAGCUCAUCCUGUUGGAGUGACCUCAGUUACAUGGGCACCUUCAAUGGCUCCAGGUGCGCUUGUUGGAUCUGGAAUAUUGGAACCAGUUCAGAAGCUUGCAUCCGGUGGCUGCGAUAACACAGUGAAGAUCUGGAAGCUCAACAAUGGUAUAUGGAAAAUGGACUGCUUCCCUGCCCUCCAGAAUCACUCAGAUUGGGUGAGAGAUGUUUCUUGGGCACCAAACUUGGGACUUCCAAAAUCAACUGUCGCGAGUGCUUCUCAAGAUGGUACUGUCGUGAUAUGGACCGUGGCCAAGGAAGGUGAUCAGUGGGAAGGUAAAGUCUUGAAGGACUUCAAGACUCCCGUCUGGAGGGUGUCGUGGUCUCUGACUGGAAAUCUCCUGGCUGUGGCAUCCGGCGACAACAAUGUCACGCUGUGGAAGGAAGCCGUGGAUGGGGAGUGGCAGGAGGUUUCCACCAUUGAUCAAUAGAAGUCUGGUGGGACUUUUAUCAGUUCAUGGUUGUCAUAUUCGAAAAAGUAUAAGACAUGCUUUGUUUGAUUUGAAGACCAAUGGGUUUCAGUUUUCAUGUACUUUAAAUUCAUUGUAGUUGAAUCAUUUUGUCUGCAUUAGAUGAUUAUGGUAAGAGAAUCAUUUCAGCCAUUCAGUAAGUCAAUUAUUUGGUGCUAGUUCACUUGUUUUUCCAUUGUGUAGUGAAUUGGGUUUGGUGAAAAUUUGAACAUGGUUUAUUCAUGUA